This is a messenger RNA of Lichtheimia ornata, 444 nucleotides long. RefSeq lists its product as uncharacterized. The record is from RefSeq and is a predicted model, not a curated record. The coding region runs from base 1 to 444 and encodes 147 amino acids. The transcript has 4 exons. NCBI's taxonomy places the organism in Eukaryota, Fungi, Mucoromycota, Mucoromycetes, Mucorales, Lichtheimiaceae.
AUGCUGUGCUUCAGUCUUUUUCAUCCCUUAUGGCUACUGCUAGCAAUCCUUGGUGGAUCAAGCAUUGUCGUUCUCGGUGACCAAAUCAUUAUUGAUGAACCUCCUAAUGGAGCUGCCUUCCAUGCAGGUGCAACUAUUGACAUCCGAUAUCGAGUACGAUUCAAUGGGAUGGCCUCAUUAAACUCGGCGGCUGUAUCCAUUGCCGAAGCUGAUAGCAAGAGAGUGGUAUCAGUGUUUCCAAACGCAACAUGGGUGCGCACUGGCGAUGGCCCACGAUCAGCCCAUGAUGAAUGGGAAAUUCCAUACAAUAUGCCAAAUGGUUCAUAUACGAUGCUUGUCACAGGCCUUGCUAAUCAUCCAUGCUCGAAUAACGGAAGACCUCCUUAUAACCGUUGCAAUUCGACGCUUGAAUCAUCUGUAACCUUUAGUGUAAUUCAUUCAUAG